This is a messenger RNA of Symbiodinium natans, 1086 nucleotides long. The record is from the annotation of a GenBank genome assembly. Lineage: Eukaryota; Dinophyceae; Suessiales; Symbiodiniaceae.
AUGGAGAUGCUCCCCAAGGCGGAUGACACGGAGGACCUGGAGUCAAAAGCGGCCUUCGAAACGCAGGGCCCGCUGAAGUGUUGGGCUUGCGGGAGGGGCCUGGAUGGCUCCUUCGAUGACAAGCUGGAGAUGAAGUGCACCUUCUGCAGCGCGUGGAACGGCUGCCAGCGGAAGGGAGAGAAGCCUGUGCUGCUGCAGCUCUCCUCCGCAAUCUCCGAGCUGGUGUCCAUUCCACUUGUGCGCCGUACUUGGAGCUGCUUCAUGGUUCUGCUGGUCUUGGGGACCAUCAAUGCCAUUACGGGUAUGGGAGUUUUCUACAUCUACCCGGAUUUUCUCGGCGGCACCUCAGGGUUGUUCUUCUACGCCCACUGGCUUUCCUGCGUAUGGCUGUGGACCAACACCCUCCUCAACUACGCCCAGUCCGUCCUUCGAGAUCCUGGGUUCGUUACGGCCCAGCGUCUAGGCAACGUUGGCCCCGGUGCUCUGGAGGGCUUUCGGUUUUGUAAGGCAUGUGGCCAAGGGAAGCCACCUGGCAGCCACCACUGCAGAAUCUGUCGGCAGUGUGUCUAUGACAUGGACCACCACUGUCCUUUUAUUGGUAAUUGCGUGGGGAGGGGCAAUCGCCGAAGCUUUGUUGUGUUCUUGUUUUGGGCAACGGUGUCUGUGGCGUACGUGCUGGCCAUUACGACUUGCUAUUGCUUGAUCCACAUGGAUGACAUCAUUCAGAAUCUGAGCGACAUAGCAGCAAAGCUCCCGCCGCUGUCGAAAAACACCCUUCCCAUCUACGUCGUCCGAUUUUUGGAGCACUCGUACGGGGGCCUUCACCUACAUGCGGCCUGCGUCUUGCUUCUCCUGUCUUGCACCGUGUUUGCCAUGACGGGCGCGCUGCUCCUCAAGCAGAUUCGGCUUCUCCGCUCCGGGGAGACCACCAUAAGCAGACUCCAAAGCCGGCAGGGCCGAAAGCGAGGACUCAGCACCGCAGGCUCAAGCGCAAGCUUUGAGAAGGUUCUGGGGAGUGGCCCUUGCUGGACCUGGAUCUUGCCGGAGCUUUAUCCCCACAGGGCCAGCGGCGCAAAGCAGGUCUAG